AUGAUGGACUCGGCAUGUGCUUCAGCGCAAGAAAAUGCAACAAUUCUGGAGGACAUGCUGGUCAAGCAAGCUGGACUUGGCGACCCUGCGCAACACCCAAACACAACUCCGCUGGGCAACCGCAUAGUUCUUGUCUUUGGAGAUCUUGGGGUGGGAGAUCGCAUUCAGAGUGCAAAGGCUUCACGCAGUGAAGAAAGCACAGCAUGGCGUCGUUUGGAGAACAUUGUCUAUGUUAUGGGUCUUUUCCAUGUCAAGAUGGCCUGUGCUGACGCAAUUCACCGUGCAUUUAUUGCUGCCAAACCUGCUCGAAAAGAUACCGACAAAUACAGUCUCUUUCAUCAUGCUGAGACAAUUCGGCGAAAGGAAUCCAGUAAGAUCCAGACAAAACCCGGCUUCCGACUGAUGCACGAAAUCAUCCUUCACACGGGAAUCGGUUGUCGACUUGAUAUUUGGCGCACAUUUAUCAAAAAGAUUAAUUCUCAGUGGACAUCUUUGGAGAAGUACGCCGAGUCAAUGCCCUUAUUUGACGAUAUCUGUGCAGUCUCGCGUCGCAUUGUGAUGGAAUAUGUUGCCAAACGUGACAUCAUAUCCAAGUUACGCAAAACAGUCUACUGGGGGUCGGGAUAUGGUUCGGGAAAAUAUGCUUCUCCGGCAGCAAAUCUUUCUUCUAUAUGA
Mycena indigotica is the source of this 675-nucleotide messenger RNA. RefSeq lists its product as uncharacterized. Lineage: Eukaryota; Fungi; Basidiomycota; Agaricomycetes; Agaricales; Mycenaceae. Bases 1 to 675 code for a protein of 224 amino acids. The record is from RefSeq and is a predicted model, not a curated record. The transcript has a single exon.